AUGGGCCAACCAUAUACCAUUACCUCUGACGUAUGGUCCCUGGGUGUGACCAUAUUGGAGCUUGCCCUCAAUCGGUAUCCUUUUACUUCUGAUGGAGAGCCCCCCAUGGGUCCCAUUGAACUUUUGACCUAUCUUCUAAACUCGCCAUUGCCUACAUUGGCAGAUGAUCAAGCUCAAGGUAUCAAAUGGAGCCGUUCCUUGCGUGACUUGGUCGACCGAUGCUUGGUGCGGGAUGGGGCACUGCGCGUUGGGCCACGAUAUCUGCUUCAUCAUCCGCUCAUUCUGCGUGCUGAGCAGAUUUCUAAUGCAGACAUGGCACGUGUGGACCCGCCAAAACGAUUUGUUCUGCUCCACUUGGACGCAAUCGACAUGGGCGCUGUACAGUCGACUUCGCAGGACGCUGGUGGACGUCCACGUCCUUACAGCAACCAGGAAGUGGUGGCGGCUAUGCUGCUGCAUCAUCACCGUGUCGCAUUGGAGAAUUCAAAUGACCAGGGUGGCGCUCCAAAGGCCGUGUGCCCGGUUCCGCACCAUGGCCGACGCGGAGCGAUGGCGCCUAGCUCGGAGCUUAAUCCUUUGAAUAAAAUGCCUGAACUCACGCAGGAUCGUGCACCCAACCAGACGAUGGAUCUUUCGCGCGAGAGAGUCGUUUCGUCAAUUCCGCGAGCCCCUACUUCUGCAGCACCAGGCGAUUCGCCUUAUGGGGCAGCGCAAUGCCCGAUCCCCCAUGAAGCCCGGGCGAGCUCAAAGUCGUCGUCUGCUUGUCCUGUGGAUCACAAGGACCAAGAUGAGGAGUCUCUGGGGUACUGGGAGUACCCGUCGCCGCAGCAGUUCUACAAUGCUCUCGUGCGCAAGGGUUGGGAAACGCCGGAGGAGAGUGUUGAUAUGAUGGUGCUCAUACAUAACUUCCUCAAUGAGCGUGCGUGGCAGGAAAUUGUGGAAUGGGAAAAGAUGGCCGGCAGUGACGUAUCCAAGCUACAACUGGCACGCUUCCAGGGCAAGCCGGGAACCUUGACGCCCAAGGCGCGGAUGUACGGGUGGCUGGCAUGGGCCAUGCCUGAUAAAUUUAGCUCUGAGCCUCCCUUUGAUCGGCAUGAUUGGAUUGUGCGCCGCGGUCCCACGGAGACUCACCCCGGCGGGGAGGAAGUGCGCUACAUUAUUGACUACUACUCGCGGGAGGAUGAAUCUGAUGAGAAUGAAGCCAGCUUCAACCUUGAUGUGCGUCCAGCCAUUAGUAACCUGGACACUGCACGACUCCGGUGGAAAAAACUGAUGCAAGAAUACGAGUCUGGCGAGCUCUUGGCGCCGUUCCGCGGGCAACCAGACGCCCCGCCUCGUGAGAAUCCAUAG
Messenger RNA from Malassezia sympodialis ATCC 42132, 1350 nucleotides. RefSeq lists its product as uncharacterized. Gene Ontology annotation, biological process: cytochrome c-heme linkage. Gene Ontology annotation, molecular function: holocytochrome-c synthase activity. Gene Ontology annotation, cellular component: mitochondrion. The record is from RefSeq and is a predicted model, not a curated record. NCBI's taxonomy places the organism in Eukaryota, Fungi, Basidiomycota, Malasseziomycetes, Malasseziales, Malasseziaceae.